AUGUUAUUGGUUGAUGAGCCUGAAGUUGAAGAACCAACUGUGAAUGUUGAGGAUAAUCCAUAUGCUGGUAUUGAAGAAGUGAUGUUGGAUCUUGUUGAUUUAGAAGCUGAGCAAGCAGUUAAUGUAGAAGCUCAGAAAGAGAAAGUGAUUGAUGAUAUUGAAGAUGAAGUAGAUGAAACUGAAAGGCUGAAAAGAAUUCAAGCAGAAACAGAGAAAGAGAAGUUGUUGAGAAAAAGAAAGAGGCAAGAGAAAGAAGAUGCUCCAAAUGUGCCAUCUCCACAACACGUUUAUGAUUCGCAAUCACCUUCAAGUGGCAGAAAGAAAGCCGGGGCAAGAAAGAAAGUUGUAGGUUUUCCAGCCGUUCCUUCGAAUCUGAAUGUGAGUCUUGAUGAUGUAGGAGACUUUGAUUUUGCAAACACCGCACAAGUCAAGAAUGUUGAAAAGAAAGUUGAUGAAGUGAUAGCUGAAAACAAAAGAUUAGCUGCUGAGAACAAGAAAGUCUCUGAUCGUGAGAAAAUUCUUGAAAUGCAUGUGAAGAGAUUGGAGACUGAUAACAAAGAAUUGUUGAAGAAGAUUGACACUGAUCAAUCUAAGAUUGAUAUCUUGAAAGUGCGAGUUGCUGAACUUGAAGAAGAAAAAGCUCGUAGAGAUGAACAAAACAAAUACUUCGAGUUGAAAAACAAAGAGCUUGAAGCUGAAAAAGCAUUUAAAGAGCAUGAGUUUUAUAUGUUAAACAAAGUUGUGGAAAAGAUGCUUGGAAAAUCAAUUGAGCAACAGUUUGAAGAGAUCCAAGUCGAAAAACUCAGGGCUAAACGUCAAGCGGAGAUAGAUGAACAGAUGAAGAUAAAGGGUGAUGAUGAGGAAGAUGACGAAGAUGAGAAAGUCUUUUCGGCAAGCAGUCAUGGUUCUGAUAACGACGAUGACGAUGCUCAAGAUGAGACAGGGGGAGCUGAAGGAAAGGGGGAGUCUGGUGAUGCUCAGAAUGUUAAACAUGUUGAGAAGUUAAUUUUGAGAUUGGAUACUUACAGGGAAGAAGGUGAACAAUUUCACACGUACACAUUGGAAACGAUUAAAGAAAUGACACGUAUGGUGAAUCCUGAUUUCAAGUUUGACUUUGAAGAAGAAUUAAAUGCAUUUGACAUCAACUAUCAACCAGAAUACGAGUAUAAGUAUGUAGAGGAUGCUGACAUGUACGACAGGGUUGAGGUUGAGGAUUGGACUGAUGAUGAGAGUGAAAAUGAAGAUACUUCUCAGUGCCUACGCUGA
This is a messenger RNA of Helianthus annuus (common sunflower), 1266 nucleotides long. Its product is annotated as FK506-binding protein 5-like. The coding region runs from base 1 to 1266 and encodes 421 amino acids. The transcript has 5 exons. NCBI's taxonomy places the organism in Eukaryota, Viridiplantae, Streptophyta, Magnoliopsida, Asterales, Asteraceae. The record is from RefSeq and is a predicted model, not a curated record.